UCUAGUAGCUGUAUGAUAUCCAUGCAUUUAAUUUUCUCAAGGAAAGGAGAAACGUGCGAGAAAUGAAAGGAUUGAUUGGAACUAACUAGGGUUUAUCCUUGAUCACUGAUCAGGCGAGAGAGAGAGAGAGAGAGAGAGGAGGGGGAGGAAUGGAGGAUACCUCCUCAUCAAAUCCUUUGGUCUGGGAGCGGGAGGGACCGGCCGGGCAGGGGCAGGGGCAGCAGUGCGGUGCUUUUGGUGUAGCAGCCGCCGCAUCGAAUCGCAUCGUCAAAUUCCUCAUCAAGCAAUCCCCUCUUGCAACAAGCUAAACAUCCUCGCCUCCUCCCUCCUCCUCGGAAUCAACCCCUACCCCCACCCAAAUCGACCAUCCAUCGAUCGACUCCUGUUACCUAGAAUUCUGGAUCGAGGAUUCGAGAUUCCUAGUUCCUCCCGUAGAUAGAUUCAUAGCAUAGCAUAGAUGACGCGCCGCGCUUGCAUGGGACCGCCAUGCGCCGCCGCCUUUCCCCGCCGUCGCCUCCUCUUGGCGUCGUGACGAGGAGGAGGACCACAAGGGCCAAAGCCAAGGCCAAACACCACCACCACAGGGAAAGGAGGACGAGGAUGGCCGACAGCGGCGGUCUCAGCGCCAACAACGCCGCCGCCGCCGCCCACGACGAAGACGAUGCAAACACCACACCUUUCCCCGACACGGUCCAGGUGGGAGGAUCUCCCGAGUACAAGGUCGACAGGAAGCUGGGUAAAGGUGGAUUUGGCCAUGUCUUUGUUGGCCGUCGUCUAACUGGUGGCCACACUGCACGCCCAACAGGCCCCACGGCUCAAGAGGUUGCCAUCAAAUUUGAGCACACUAGCAGCAAGGGAUGUAACUACGGCCCUCCAUGCGAGUGGCAAGUCUAUGCUGCUCUAGGAGGCACACAUGGCGUGCCCAAGGUGCAUUACAAAGGCCGCCAGGGUGAUUACUAUGUCAUGAUUAUGGAUAUGCUUGGGCCUAGCCUGUGGGAUUCUUGGAAUUCACUAGGUCAAUCCAUGUCAUCAGAAAUGGUGGCCUGUAUUGCUGUAGAGUCCAUUUCCAUCCUGGAAAGCAUGCAUUCGAAAGGAUAUGUACAUGGAGACGUCAAACCUGAGAACUUUCUUCUCGGUCAGCCUUCAACUCCCCAAGAAAAGAAACUUUAUCUUGUGGAUCUUGGAUUAGCAACAAAGUGGAGAGAUCCUGCUAGUGGACAGCAUGUUAAUUAUGAUCAACGUCCCGAUGCCUUCAGAGGAACAGUCAGAUAUGCUAGUGUCCACGCACAUUUAGGAAGAACUGCAAGCAGGAGAGAUGAUUUGGAAUCACUGGCUUAUACACUAGUAUUUCUUCAUCGGGGCAGGUUGCCAUGGCAAGGAUACCAGGGUGAUAAUAAAUCGUUUCUGGUGUGCAAGAGAAAAAUGAGCACCUCACCCGAGAGCCUUUGCGGCAUAUGUCCUCAACCUUUCAGGCAGUUUCUUGAGAGUGUUGUCAACAUGAAGUUUGAUGAGGAGCCAAACUACUCGAAAUUGAUUUCUUUGUUUGAUAGUUUAAUUGAACCAAACCCUUCCAUCAGACCAAUCAAUACCGAUGGAGCCCAAAAGGUUGGGCAGAAGCGUGCCAGGUUGCCUAAUGAUGAUGAUGGCCAUGUAAAAAAGAAGAUUCGGCUGGGUGUUCCGGCAACACAGUGGAUUUCAGUAUACAAUUCCAGAUCACCCAUGAAACAGAGGUACCACUAUAAUGUGGCUGACACAAGAUUAGCGCAACAUGUUGAGAAAGGAAAUGAGGAUGGUUUGCUGAUAAGUUCAAUAUCAUCGUGCGUAGAUCUUUGGGCAAUCAUUAUGGAUGCAGGAACCGGCUUCACAGCUCAAGUCUAUGAGCUGUCUCCACAUUUCCUUCACAAGGAAUGGAUUAUGGAACAGUGGGAUAAAAGUUUCUACAUUAGUUCUGUUGCUGGCUCGAACAAUGGAAGUUCUCUUGUAGUGAUGUCCAAAGGCACGCCGUAUACACAGCAGUCUUACAAAGUCAGUGAUUCCUUCCCAUUUAAAUGGAUAAACAAGAAGUGGAAGGAAGGUUUCUAUGUCACAUCAAUGGCAACAUCAGGCAGUCGAUGGGCCAUAGUCAUGUCCCGCAGUGCUGGAUUUUCUGAUCAGGUGGUGGAGUUGGACUUUCUGUACCCAAGCGAGGGCAUCCAUAGACGCUGGGACAACGGCUAUCGUAUCACUGCAAUGGCUGCCACAAUGGACCAGUCUGCGCUGAUCCUAAGCAAGCCAAGGCGUCGCCCAAGAGACGAGACACAAGAGACUCUGCGGACUACACAGUUUCCCAGCCAACAUGUGAAGGAGAAGUGGGCCAAGAACCUUUACCUUGCUGGGAUCUGCUAUGGGCGAACCGUGGCCUAACAUCGUCAGUUGCUGACCUACCAUGAGUUUUCGUCCUCUGUUACCGGCACCAGCUACAGGGGCACUCACUGUCGUUGUCCUUGUCCUUGUCCUUGGAAGAAGAUAAAUUCUGAUGUGUAUGUAUCUGAAUCUGUUUGGGUCUCUUACUUAAUCAGGGAAGGCUAGGGGUACAGAUGGAGUAGCGUAGCUUCUGGUCAGCCAAAACGUGCCACUCUGGUUCUGGUCCAAUAAAACGAGCUUGUCAUGCA
Phragmites australis (common reed) is the source of this 2651-nucleotide messenger RNA. RefSeq names its product casein kinase 1-like protein HD16. Gene Ontology annotation, biological process: peptidyl-serine phosphorylation; endocytosis; signal transduction. The record is from RefSeq and is a predicted model, not a curated record. Gene Ontology annotation, cellular component: cytoplasm; nucleus. Gene Ontology annotation, molecular function: protein serine/threonine kinase activity; ATP binding. The transcript has 16 exons. Lineage: Eukaryota; Viridiplantae; Streptophyta; Magnoliopsida; Poales; Poaceae. Bases 487 to 2403 code for a protein of 638 amino acids.